Molecule: messenger RNA, 3490 nt
Organism: Mobula hypostoma (lesser devil ray)
Lineage: Eukaryota; Metazoa; Chordata; Chondrichthyes; Myliobatiformes; Myliobatidae
Exons: 5
Coding region: 247-999 (250 amino acids)
Biological process (GO): regulation of apoptotic process
Source: RefSeq, a predicted model, not a curated record
CAAAGUGCAGCAAGGCUGUGAAGAGGACUACAAAGUGAAGCCACCGUGUACGUUUACUGUAUAAACAGGUCACUUCCUUCCUCACUUCUAGUAAUACAGGAAAUAGACUAAAAGUGAAACUUAAAGGAAGGUGCAUUGGCAGAGAAGUGUCAAGUCAAUUUUGAUUUGUUUUGCUUUUGUUUCAUUCCAAAUACAAUUGGUUAAUUUCUGUGGUAAUCUUCUGAGAGAAAGUUGUAGACAAGCAACAUGGAGGAUAUCCGAAGAUCAAAAACAAGUCUUGUUGAAUGGUUAACCAGCGAUCCUGAUUUUAUUCUGCAAAUAAUACAAGAGGAUUCCCUCAUUACUCAGCGGGAAUAUCACAAGUUAAAGGCAGAAAAUGAUCCUGAAAAGAGAAUCAUAAACCUCCUUGAUACAAUAAUGGGUAAAGGACAGUCUUCCUGUGAGCUGUUCUGUCAAGUUUUGCAGAAGGAUAAAGUAAAGGAGACCUAUCCACAACUGAUUGAAUGGCCUUCAAGUAAACAGCAAGCACCAGCCGGUCCUAUGCCAAGUGGACAGGGAGCCAUUACAGCUGAUAUCCAUGCUGCUGGAGGUUCCUUCGUGGUGUGCCCCAUGAUCCAAACUAGUCAAAUCUCAACUAUUAGCAUACCUGUAAAUUUCACCUCACCCAGGGAUAACAGGAAUGAGGUAAAGAACCUAGGUUCCACAAAAGAAACAAGUGUUAAAGAAUUGGAGAGCAAAGUGAUAGACAAGAAAUCCUUUCUAAAAGCGAAUUGGGCGAACCUGGUCCAGAAAGUGAAACAGGUUGACGAACUUGCAGAUCAGAUGAUGGGAUGUGGCCUCACCAAUGAGAUGUAUUCCAAGAUCAUGGCUUGUCAAACACCUGAACAGAAAAUGAGAACGCUUCUCGGAUAUGUGACAACAACUGAUGUGGCUUCGGGCCAUCUGUUUACAGCAUUGUGCACUUUAAAUAGUUACGUCAUGCAUGAGCUCAUUCAAUAAGAUCUCCCACUCACAUUUGAGUUGCUCUUGUAAGGUAGCUGAAAGUUGCUUUUAACCAUCUUUGAAUUUUCACUUAUAAGUAUACUUUGCUAAAAUUCAAUAUUAAAUACAUAUAUUUCUUCGGGUCAUUUCAGAAGAAAAAUGAGUAGCAAUCCUUAAACCGGGUUAGACAUGCCACCUGAGGGUUUCGGAUAUGAAACACGCUAGGAACCUUUAAGGAAUUUACAUACAGCUUCCAACAAAAAAUGGAUAGUACUUUUGCAAAUCAGCAUUCGAGGAUGUGUCAGGUCAGAUGCUUUAUUGUUUGGUAUAUUUCACGUGUAACGCUCAACCAAAUCCUCCCGUGUAAAUAAAUUAGGCGUCACCAUAGAAGUGGAACAAACACAUCCAGGAUUUAAAUUUGGUAAUUGUGUUAAAUUGUUAAAGAAUAUAAUUUGUUACACUUUUAAGGUUUAUUUCAUAACAUUUAUUAUAUGUUUCAAAAUCCUCUUAAGAGUUAAAGUAGAUGAUGAAACAGAUUCUACAGGUUAUGAAAUACCAAAUGUUAGACAUUGAAGUACUACACAAGUACACAAGAAAAUAGGAGAUGUAGGCUGCCUUGUUGUACGUACUGGGAACAACUCCUGUGCCAGUACCCCAUAACUCUCAAUUCCUCUAUCUUUAAAAUAUUUAUCUGUUGCUACUUUAAAUAUACUUAAUGAUUUGGCCUCCACUUCUCACCCUCGGGGCAGAGAAUUCCAGAGAGUUACUGCCUUCUGCAAGCAGAAUUUCAAUUUUUGUUGUAGUUUUAUUUUCUAUUGUCUAAAAUAAGGCCUAAAGAGAUGUUUAAUAUAAUAUUCUUUGAAUAUUGCUUGGUAAUUGUAAGUUUUUACUGGUGUUGAGCAAUACAAUAUGACUUAACAGAUGUAUUCAAAUAAUGUCCCUUGAAUGUAACACUUCGCUUUCAGUAUCCUCUGUUUGAUAAGUAGUAGUCAUAUAACAGCUGGAGAAUAAUACAGUGGUAUGCAAAAGUUUGGGCACCCCCGGGUCAAAAUUUCUGUUACUGUGAAUAGUUAAGUGAGUAGAAGAUGAACUGAUCUCCAAAAGUCAUAAAGUUAAAGAUGAAACAUUCUUUUCAACAUUUUAAGCAAGAUUAGUGUAUUAUUUUUGUUUUGUACAAUUUUAGAGUGAAAAAAAGGAAAGGAGCACCAUGCACAAGUUUGGGCACCCCAAGAGAUUUGAGCUCUCAGAUAAUUUUUACCAGGGUCUCAGACCUUAAAUAGCUUGUUAGGGCUAUGGCUUGUUCACAGUCAUCGUUAGGAAAAGCCAGGUGAUGCAAAUUUCAAAGCUUUAUAAAUACCCUGACUCCUCAUACCUUGUCCCAACAAUCAGCAGCCAUGGGCUCCUCUAAGCAGUUGCCUAGCACUCUGAAAAUUAAAAUAAAUGAUGCCCACAAAGCAGGAGAAGGCUAUAAGAAGAUAGCAAAGUGUUUUCAGGUAGCCGUUUCCUCAGUUCGUAAUGUAAUUAAGAAAUGGCAAUUAACAGGAACGGUGGAGGUCAAGUUGAGGUCUGGAAGACGAAGAAAACUUUCCGAGAGAACUGCUCAUAGGAUUGCUAGAAAGGCAAAUCAAAACCCCCGUUUGACUGCAAAAGACCUUCAGGAAGAUUUAGCAGUCUCUGGAGUGGUUGUGCACUGUUCUAUUGUGCAGCGACACCUGCACAAAUAUGACCUUCAUUGAAGAGUCAUCAGAAGAAAACCUUUCCUGCAUCCUCACCACAAAAUUCAGCAUCAGAAGUUUGCAGAGGAGCAUCUAAAAAAGCCUGAUGCAUUUUGGAAAUAAGUCCUGUGGACUGAUGAAGUUAAAAUAGAACUUUUUGGCCGCAAUGAGCAAAAGUAUGUUUGGAGAAAAAAAGGUGCAGAAUUUCAUGAAAAGAACACCUCUCCAACUGUUAAGCAUGGGAGGUGGAUCAAUCACGCUUUGGGCUUGCGUUGCAGCCAGUGGCAUGGGGAACAUUUACUGGUAGAGGGAAGAACGAAUUCAAUUAAAUACCAGCAAAUUCUGGAAGCAAACAUCACACUGUCUGUAAAUAAGCUGAAGAUGAAAAGAGGGUGGCUGCUACAACAGGAUAAUGAUCAUAAACGCACCUCAAAAUCCACAAUAGACUACCUCAAGAGGCGCGAGCUGAAGGUUUUGCCGUGGCCCUGACAGUCCCCCGACCUAAACAACAUCGAAAAUCUGUGGAUAGACCUCAAAAGAGCAGUGCAUGCAAGAUGGCCCAAGAAUCUCACAGAACUAGAAGCCUUUUGCAAGGAAGAAUGGGCAAAAAUCCCCCAAACAAGAAUUGAAAGACUUUUAGCUGUCUACAAAAAGCAUUUACAAGCUGUGAUACUUGCCAAAGGGGGUGUUACUAAGUACUGACCAUGCAGGGUGCCCAAACUUUUGCUUCGGGCCCUUUUCCUUUUUUGUUAUUUUGAAACUGUAAAAGAUGGAAAUGAAAAAGUAAUCUUGCU